AUGCUCAGUGUUAUCCACAACAGAAACCUCCUCCCCUCCGAUAAUUUUGGCGAUUGCCACCUGACUUCGGGCAUCAGUGAUGAAUUCCCCUCUCAACUUUCUAAAGAGUCUAGUGUUGAAACAACUAGAAGCAAAACAUCACGGAAAGUCAGUGGUGUAGGAAUAGUUACCAUCAACCGUGGCUACACCAACGAGGGCGACCAGCUCAUGGACUUAUUAGAACAUGGCAUUUUCGACGCAUUAGAAAAGCAGUACCUUCGAAGGCUUAUCUUUGCCAUAUACCUCGACAAGAGCGACCCCAACAGCAUUAUCGAAGCUUAUACGUUCAACUUUCAAUACAUAAAAGUCUCUGGCAUUGAUGUCCCUAUGCCAAUCAUGUCGCUCGGCGACCAGUUAGCAGAUAUGUCGAUCGCGGCGAUGAAUGACCCUGUUGCCAGCGCGGUAAAGCGCGGUAGCGUGCCCACUUUGGGUGAAGUGAAAAGAAGCUUAAAGGCCAUGGUCAAGACCUUGAUUAUGGCCAUGGGUAACAUGGACAACCUGCCAAAAAGCCGUUUUGCCAAUUUCAAACUCUUUUAUAACGAGAAAACACCCGAGGAAUACCAACCACCGCAUUUCCAUGAAGGUCAAUUAACAGACAAAUGGUACUUCACUACUCACAAGCAAGGUGAAACGCCGGAAGAAACCACAAUCGGUCGCCUUAACACCGGCUGGCAUAGUGUUGGCCUGAAAAUCGUCUCAGUAUCUGGAUUCCUCCCCUCGGCUACUGAAGAUAACAAUGCUCCAUUUGGCGGCUUUACCCCAACUCGUCAUGCUCAACACCUCUCUCCCGUUCAGGAGGCGGAUCUCAGGGCGCGCGACGCAGAAUUACAAAAAAGCGAUGCUAUUGCUCGUAACGUUGUAUGGGACGCCGAAGGAGAAGAAGAUGCCGAAGGCGAAGAGGUUGAAGAUGAUGGUAUUGUACUUCGACGGCUCAAUGGCAAUGGCAGUAUGAUCCCGGUAGGAAUCCGUGCUGAGGGAGGGAUCGUCCUUCCCCUUCCGCCAGUGUCACCAUCCAAGCAAAAGCAGUAUCAUGGUGCCCAAGAGCGUGCACCUGAAAGGGUUGGUGAUCUGAGGGGCCGAGGAGCAGAAUUGGAGACGACCCAGAUUAUUGCUGCCACGGAGGAUGUCGCAAUGGACUCUUCGCAACCUACCCCGCGCAGAAACUCGUUUUCCCUCCCUCCCUCAGAUAUGGAGACCCUGUCUACCUUCACGACCCAGGACGCAAAUAUGCUGGAGCCGACCGCGGAUGUUCACGAUAUACAAGUUGCAGACCAGGAUAUGCUAGAUUUAGAAACGCAGCCUAGACUAGGCGGAGACAUCGAGGUUCCCUCUACCUCCAAAAGUCUUCCUAAGGUAUCCGCUAGUGGCGCUAACAAGGAAGAGGGCCGUUUAGAUUGUCAUUGUGGCAUUGACGUCGAGGAUGUGUCGUUAUUCUGCGAAGGAGGCUGUCGUCGCUGGUAUCAUAUCUGGUGCAUGGGAUAUCACAGCGCGAAGGACAAGCGUCUACCCGAGAAGUUCUUAUGCUUUGAGUGUAGAUUGCAACAAAGACAAGACUGGGACUUGAUCAACGAUCGGCAUCUUGAUGAUGCGAGAGGGGAAUACACAACCCUUACUCUGUUCAGGAGAGCCGUCAAAGUCUUCGAAGUCCAUCGGCCAACAACAGCUUCCCGAUUCAGAACGUUGACGGGAUGUGAUGCUACGUUAACUGGACAGCUACUGACCAAGCUCGAAGAAGAAGGAUUCAUUUCCAAGCAAGCCACCGUCACGAACGAGAUUGGGGAGAUGACUACUCAAGCACAGGCGAAGAAGGGGAAGAAAGUCAACAAGAAGAAGGGUGGAAAGCAACAAAAGGAAAUCCAGAAAACCCGAUAUGCGUUCAAUCAUUUAUCGAAGAGGUCCAAGGCAUACAGAGACUAUUUCGACCCUACCCCAGAGGUUGAAUGUCGUCUUAAUCAUUUUGAGCCGAUCGAGUCGACAAGUGCUAUGGGUGAACAAGACUCUCGCACAGAGAUCAAUAAAGGUCAAUACCAGUCUUCACCUGAUACAAAGACUGCGAUGCGAUCAAAGAAACGCAAGUCAUCAGCAGAGAAACCUCAAGGAAAGAAGAUCAAGAUCUCCGUCGGCGCGGCAGUGGACCUUGGUGACUGA
Coniophora puteana RWD-64-598 SS2 is the source of this 2187-nucleotide messenger RNA. RefSeq lists its product as uncharacterized. NCBI's taxonomy places the organism in Eukaryota, Fungi, Basidiomycota, Agaricomycetes, Boletales, Coniophoraceae. The record is from RefSeq and is a predicted model, not a curated record. Gene Ontology annotation, cellular component: nucleus. The transcript is spliced from 19 exons. Bases 1 to 2187 code for a protein of 728 amino acids. Gene Ontology annotation, biological process: synaptonemal complex assembly; meiotic recombination checkpoint signaling.